CCCUCACAAAUUUCGUCUUUUGUCCAUUGUAAUGGAUCGAUAUUGUAUAGUUUGUGGCGAGGUGCCGACAUCCACCUACACUUAUCCAUAUAGCAUUGAGGAAGCAAUAAAGUGGCAAAAGAUGCUUUCUGUCUACGUUCCUGUUGAGACUUUGCGCCAUCACUGCUGUGUCUGCAACAAGCAUAUCGCAAAUUCAAAGUCCCAAGAAAGUGUAUCCAAAAGAUCUGCGAUUGGUGAGCGGAGCAAACACAACGAUUUAAAUGAGCAACGGUUAAGUGUAAAAUUCAAGGAAUCUGAUGCGAUCCAUUAUUUCGGAAAAAAUAAAUUAGAAUCCAAGGAUUUUAAUGGCUCGCAAUCGUCGGACUCUCAAAGUGAUGCAACUCAGAGACAGCUGCGCCGAAAAGAUGGUUGUACACAAUUGUCCAAGUCAUCGGAGCCACAGAUCAGGAGUAACCCGAUAUGGGCACCUUCGGCGGUCACAGAUAGUGACUUUGCCAACUCCCUCAUGUCUUCUGUGUUGAGCGAUGAGAUUGAAGAAAGAAGUACUUCCGGUUUCGAAACUGCGACACAGUCAUCCGCAUCGUGUCCUUGUGGCUACUCUUGUGGAUUCUCCAAUUCAGACAGUAGCAAUAUGAGAGAUCAGAACUCAACAUGCAUGUGUGGACAGUCUUGUCCGCAAAUGGCUUUGGAAAAUGCGAGAAUGAAACAGUGGUCACAAGGAUGCACUGCAGCCCAAGUGAACAGUGAUCAAUCCUACGAAUCUUCAUUAAAUAACACAUAUUCAAGUGGUAUUCCUUUGAGGAAUGGCAAUCAAAGACUGGGUCAACAACAACAUCAAGAGUGUCAAUGUAGUCUUACUCCUGACAGCUGCGAUCAGGUGCUGCAGUGUCCAUCUCAAGGGCUCAAUCCAAUUCCAAUCCCAAAGAAAAGUUGCUACUGCGAGCUGAACAGCAACACAACGCUUUGCAGUAAUUUCUACGAUAGCAAAUCUAUUCAAACCAAUCAAACAAAUUCAAGUAAUGCCCAUUCUGGGAUUUCCAACCGCGUAGGAGCAGUCAAUAAUUGCAUUAACAAUCAAUUAGGUCAAGCUCCGAUCAAUGUGUUAAUCAUGGGUGGUUCUAUGGUGCCAUCCUAUUACACUUGCUCCGACAAUCGCCAAUCUAUGCUCUCGGAAAUCUGUGUACUGGAGUCGGACUUGGCUCAUGAAGGUGCCAAAUUUCUCGAUGUGGAUGUGCCCAAGUAUACAAUCUGUCGUACACCUCAGGAACGUAAAGAUAAUGGUGGGAACGGAGUUGUAAAAAAGGAGAGUUUUACCGAGGUAUUAUUAAUGGGUAAAGCUCCCAGUAUUGAAUGCACGUGUCCUGAUUCUAAAACUAAGCAACCUUUCAAUUCGGAUAAUAAUUCCAAAGAUCUGAAUUGCAACGAGCUUAUGAGGAAUCAAGAAACGCGCAUGCUGGAACUGGAGAGCCUUUUGACCCAGCAACAUAAACUGCAACAGUCCAUUCAGGCAAAAUUAAAUGAGUUACAGAAUACAACUAGUGCAGGAAAAAAGUCGGGAGCACCUAAAGCUAAUGCCAAUGGAAAUGUGCCACUAAAAAUGUCUCCGACAAUGGGUAAAUCGCUGGCGAAGUGAGUGGGGGCGCAGGCAUCGUAUCCCUUAUAAUUUUUAACUUGUAAAAUUUUGAAAAUCAAAUAUACACCUCCCAGCCCAAAAGA
Molecule: messenger RNA, 1716 nt
Organism: Drosophila innubila
Lineage: Eukaryota; Metazoa; Arthropoda; Insecta; Diptera; Drosophilidae
Exons: 1
Coding region: 32-1633 (533 amino acids)
Source: RefSeq, a predicted model, not a curated record